Molecule: messenger RNA, 1748 nt
Organism: Caenorhabditis angaria
Lineage: Eukaryota; Metazoa; Nematoda; Chromadorea; Rhabditida; Rhabditidae
Source: the annotation of a GenBank genome assembly
AUGCAAUAUUUCGGAUCUUUUCAACCGCAAUAUCCAUCCGAUUUCGCUAGCUACAAUCCCUCAGCCCAAUAUCUAUAUCCAGCUUCAACCCAUCCGCAAUUCGCUACAAGUGAGUCGUUUUUUUCAUACAUACAUAAUUAUGCCUCUUUUUAAUUAUUCUCGCAUUCCUCAACUUAUUAUGUCUACAUAUAAUAAUAAAGAAUAGGAAAAUAAUUCGGAAAAACAUAAUUUGUGGGAACGAAUAAAAAAACCCUAGGUAAACUGGUUUACAGUACUCUUACGCAACAUUUUUCUUACACCUACUCGGCCGCAAAACUAUUGUUGAAUUACAUAGAUAAACAAACAUCGUUUCCCCAUAAUCUACAGUAAUCUAGAAUACUGUGGGGGACAACAAGAAAAAUAAAAAAACCUAGAAUCAGUGGGACCACUAGUACUCCUGUCAACACGAUGUUUUGACAAGUGUUAGCACACAUUAUUGGCACCAAUAUUUGUACAAGUUGGUAAAUAUAAUGGUCCCCAAUGAAGAAAGACAAUAGUCAUGCAGGAAAUUGGCAAUUCUAAAUCUAAUUGACCAACCAACUUACUGAAAAUAAAUAUUAAUCUUUUAAUAUUUGCAGAAUUCUCGGUGAACCGAUUUGGCAAUGGAAAUCAGUUGAGUAUUGGAUUGACGACUACGCCGCAGAAUAUUAUGGGAAUCAGUGUGGGAAGACGGAAGAGACGAGUUCUAUUCUCACCACAGCAGGUAACUAACUUUUUUGAAAAAUAAAAAAAAAAAGUUUGCCUGGGGGUGGACUCGAACCCAGCACCUUCUGAGGCAAAGGCAAAAGUGCUAACGACUACACCACGCGGGGAUUUGAUUUUUCCGGUGUUUUUUGCUAAUAAGAAUUCGUUGCGUUGUGAGAAGACCCAAAAAAUUCAAAAUUUCAGGUCAACGAGCUCGAACGUCGUUUCCGUGCCAGUAAAUAUUUGAGUGCUCAAGAUCGAGAAGUGCUUGCCCGCUCAAUCAGUCUCACACCAACUCAGGUACCUUAUUUUUUUUCCUUGGCUUAAAAUUGUCCCCCCUCCCUACAGUAAUCAAAAAUUACCCCUCAUUAAAAAGCGCGCAUUUUUUGUCCGCAGAAUAAUUUCAUCUAAUUUGCCAAUGUUUCAUUUUUUUUCAGGUGAAAAUCUGGUUUCAAAAUCAACGCUACAAGCAUAAACGACAAGAAAAAGAGCGUCGAAUGGACGGAAAUGGAAAAUAUGUGGAUUCGGAUGAUGGGGGAAGCGAAUCACCGAUUUCGCACGGAAGUGGAGCGUGUAGCCCGAGUUUUAAUCGAAUGAAAAUCGAGAAAGAUGAUGAGGAGAAGCCGUGUCACGUUUUCACGAGUCCAGUUACAAAUGAUGCCGCAUGUUUGCCAGAUUUAUCACAACAAUCAUUCCCCUAUCAGGUAUGUGAGCAAUAAGGGGAAUACUGUAGUGUAGCGGCGGAUAAUAGGAUUAGAGAUUCACACCACUUGAGGAUGAGAAAAAUUGAAUUUUACUCUUUCUCUGUUUUCUGUCACCUGGCUCAGCAGAUGUUGUUUUUCAUUUUUGAAAAAGGGAUUUUUGCUCUAGGCUUUGCUUGCCCCCUUCGAAGUUUCCGGACCAUAUUCCAAAUAUUUCAGGUCUACCCUCAAAACACCUACAUGCCUCAAGGAUUCGCAUUCGCCUACCCAACACCAGCCACCUAUCCACCUCCACAAUGUUUCGGAAACUUUCAGCGACUUUGA